UAUGCAGAGAGAGUGGAUUCUGGAACUAGUGCAGCAGUAGUUACACUAGUUAGUCCGCUUGAACUAGUGCAGUUUAAUCAUGGCCAAAAGUGACAGCAGCGCGUAUUUCAGGAGAUCGAGUCUGUUCUGGAUAGUAACUGUGACUCUUUCUCUGGGAUUUUACACGUGGACAGUUUUUUGGCCGCAGGAUGUUCCAUAUGGCAGUCUCGGUCCUCUCGGUGCUCUGGCCAAACAUUUAGUUGACUAUCAUUAUUCUGUCAUGUACUAUGGAUGGUGGUUGACUUGGGUCAUUCAUGUGUGUGAGGCUCUUUAUGCGCUAAAGGUUUGCAGUGAUAAAGGCAUUGACAGCACGUCAGCACGUUUGAUGUGGUUUGGUCAGACCUUCUUGUUUGGUAUCGCAUCUCUGAGUCUUCUGCUCAAAUACAAGCCUGACACUCGAUCCAAACAGCAGUGACCAGUGACAGAAUUGCAAAAGAGGAUACCUCAUAUUCCAGAUGAAGACAACAGAAGCACAUUUUCUGAUAAAUCUCCAUGAAGAAUGAUGACUGAGACCUAGAACACAGCAGCUGAACAGUAGAGGUUAUAUAUUAAGAGUAUUUCUGUGUGGAAAUCUUGUUCUGAAACAGCCUUGUUAUCCUCGAAACUUAUCACAUCCAUCUGAGACCUUGCAAGUUUCGACGAGUCUAAAUGAGUUUUCUGUGGUAAUCAAUAUUAUGCCACAAAUGCUGUUAAGAUGUAUUUGACCAGGAAGAUUCCUUUAAGUGCUCUUAGUUAAUGUUGGUGCUGUAUGUGUCCACACUAAUCCAUUUUGACUCAACAUUUGUGCCUCUCAUCUACACUGGAACGGCCUUUUCCUCCACCGAAAAUGGAGACUUUUGAAAAUGCUCUCCAUAACAGUGAUUCGUAUCGCCUGUUUUCUGUUUCUGGUCUCAAGACGCAAUGUAAAACUAACCGAAAUGAGCAAUCCAGAUGGAGAACAACAACCAUUUAGUUUUAUUUGGAGUAAAAGUUAAUUUCACGCUCAACUUGUGCAGUAGUUGGCUGUCAUAAUUCAAAGUAAUGAUAUCAACGUAACUAAUCUCGGACCAUCGCUUCAUGUCAUCUAUAUACUCAGAUGAGGCACUGUAAAAACAAAACGGUCAUCUUGAUUCUGUGAAGUAGAGCCAUAUGUUUUUUGACUAUAUCUACAAAUGUAAUACUUUACCCGCUAAGAUUAUACGCCGAUGCGGGUGAAAACACUGGAGACCGGAAACUGAAAACAGGCGAAUCUUCGUCCAGGAAAAAGCUUGAUGUUCGGAAACUGAAAACGGAGGUUUCAAACUUUAGAUCAGUGUUGAUGUGGACAAAGUAGUAGACUGUCUUUGAUUCUGAACUCAAACACUAAACAUUCCUGAUAAAGAAUGCAAAAUCUACAGUAUUUACAGUUCAAUCAUUAUAUUUCAUUUCCAGAUUUUUUUAUUUUUUAUUAUUAAAAUGUAAACGUGUGAAGAUGGAGUGGUUUGAAACCUUGAUUCUUUUAAAACAAAUAAAGCUGUGAGUGAUUUGAA
This is a messenger RNA of Myxocyprinus asiaticus (Chinese sucker), 1547 nucleotides long. RefSeq names its product transmembrane protein 254-like. The transcript has 4 exons. Bases 80 to 454 code for a protein of 124 amino acids. The record is from RefSeq and is a predicted model, not a curated record. NCBI's taxonomy places the organism in Eukaryota, Metazoa, Chordata, Actinopteri, Cypriniformes, Catostomidae.